CCUUGCCAAGUCUAUUGAAGCCUUUUCAUCAUCAUUUCACGAUGUUUUCUGCUCUUUCUGCGGGGACCAUCACCGAUUCAACGGUCAUCGCAAGCUACAACCGCGGGCCUCUAACAACUAUCUUUACACCGCCGUCCUCAUGUCUCUCGACGUUGACCUUUAAUGAUGGUAUGUAUUUCGGACAUGCCGACACAUAUUAUUACGAUUCGUCUUGUUACCCGUCGAGUUACAGCUCGACCUAUACCAUCUUGGCUAAUAAUGACGAUUGGAAUCAAUACUAUUACAGUCCAGCUCAAUGUCCAGAUGCAUGGGCUCACGCAACGACCUUCACAUCCUAUUUCACAAACGCUGCCGACACCCCUUUGGGAGCCGAAGUCCUAUUCUCUCUCGGCCCGGACACUACUGCAGUCCUUUGCUGUCCAUCUGGGUACGAAUACUUUGGAAAUGCUGGACAUCAAUGCAUUACGACAGUCUCGACAGGCGCUGAGCUCGUCUACGUCUCCAACCGUGUGUCGGACAAUGUUCUCGUGCUAGGAACCCCCGCCACAACCACAAUUACGAGUAGCGCGUACACUGUCUGGGGUGAUGGGAUACCUGUUUGGUGGCAGAAUAGUGAUUUAGCGGCCUUCACGGAACCUCCGAAGACGAUGACUUCAAGUUCUUCAACUAUUCCGGCAACGUCCGCAAAUACAGCAAGUUCAUCGACUGCAACUAGUACUUCCAGCGGUGGCUCCACACCUACUUCUAGCUUGAAACCAAACUAUUCUAGCGGCCUGUCGAGCGGAGCAAAAAUUGCCAUCAGUGUCACAAUUCCGAUUGUGGUCAUCGCUGUCAUUUUGGGGAUAUUUUUCUUCUUCCGCAGACGUGGGAAGAGAGGAGCAAAAGCUCGACAUGAUAAUACGGGAGGCGAGGAAAGGAAAUACCCAAAUGAUAGGGGAGAGUUGGGGACAGAAGGUGUGCUCUCGGAACUUGAGACUCUUCCUCUGUACCACGAGCUGCCUGCCGGCCAGAAAUAAGUCGGGCACUCUGCCACGGAUCUGGCCUUAUUAAUUUCCUUGUCCUCCUUUGAACCUGGAUCGUAAGACGCUCCAAACUCGAGUUAGCAUGCUCCGACCCAAGUUACUUCGCAACAAGCACUCUUUCAACGUCAGCACAUAGCACUGAAUACUGCAUUACAUGGUUGAAGCAGACUGGGUCAGCCCAGUUACUUUGUUUAGAGGAUAGGAAGUCGGCAUGGGCAGACUAUAUCGUGUACGUGAGUCAAGUCCUAAGGAGAUUCAGCUCUUAGACUUGCAGGUCUCUCCUUUUCUAUGGAGUGGAAUAUAGUUAGCGCCAGCAAUCACUUGCCUAUGGAAGUUCAAUUGUUCGGGAGUCUUUGCCAAGCGAGCUAGCAACGAAAUACAGCGUGACUAAUAUAGAGUAAUUACCGACCACAGAAGAUGGCC
Hyaloscypha bicolor E is the source of this 1445-nucleotide messenger RNA. RefSeq lists its product as uncharacterized. The transcript has 3 exons. The record is from RefSeq and is a predicted model, not a curated record. NCBI's taxonomy places the organism in Eukaryota, Fungi, Ascomycota, Leotiomycetes, Helotiales, Hyaloscyphaceae. Bases 42 to 1016 code for a protein of 324 amino acids.